AUGUUCCAUUCCAGGGCUCUCCUUCUCUCCUGGCUUGUGGGCUUCACCGCGGCCAAGGAUAUUCAUCUCGAUUGGAACAUCACCUGGGUCUGGGCAGCGCCCGAUGGCUUUGGCCGUCCCAUGAUCGGGAUCAACAACGAGUGGCCCUGUCCCAUUGUCAAUGCCGACCUGGGCGAUCGGCUCAUUGUCGAUGUACACAAUGGCCUGGGAAAUCAGUCGACGGGAAUUCACUGGCAUGGCUUCCAUCAAUACAUGACUGGAACUAUGGAUGGCUCGAACCAGGUAACGCAGUGUGCGUUGCCUCCGGGAAGCAGCAUGCGCUAUGAAUUCGAUGUCAAUCAAACCGGGACUUAUUGGUAUCACUCGCACGAAAUGGGCCAGUAUCCCGACGGCCUGCGGGGUCCGUUCAUCGUGCGGGAUCCCUCGCCGCCAUUUGCCUACGACGACGAGUUUACGCUGACUCUGACCGACCAUUACCACGAGCAAAUGUCGGUUCUUCUGCAGCAGUACGAGGCCGACAGCGUCGGCGCCCAGGCAGGCGUCAAUGAACCCUUGCCAGCGGCAGCUCUGAUCAACGAGGGCUUUGACACCACCACUCUCCGCGUGGAGCCCAACAAGACAUACCUCAUCCACCUGGUUUGCGUGGGCAACUGGCCAGGCCACGUUAUUGUCUUCGAUGACCACGAGAUCAGUGUCGUUGAGGUGGACGGCACCUGGGUGGACGCGUACCCUGCGCGAGACAAGAAGAUCCGGCUGGCCACCGGCCAACGCAUGAGCAUCCUGCUCAAAACCAAGGACAACACCGACAGGAACUAUGCCAUCUGGGACUCGAUGGACGUCAACAUGAUGUUCUUCUAUCAGAAUCGCGCGAUCCCCGAGGGGUUCAACCCCAACACGACGGCAUGGCUGGUCUAUGACGAAGCAAAGGAACUUCCUCCCGCACCAGACGUCCACGAACUCGACCCGAAUAACGACUUUGUCGACGAUCUCGUCUUCGUGCCAGCGAGCCACGAGCCCCUCCUCGAGAAAGUCGACCGUCAGAUCAUCUUCGACACCGGUGUGACUCAACGCGACGGCCGCAGCGUGUACACCAUCAAUGGGCAGACAUACGUCGAUCCGGAGGAACCAACAUUGUACACAGCGUUGGCGGCGAGCCCAGAAAACGCUUCUAAUGCGUCGUUAUACGGUCAGGUAAAUCCCUUCGUCGUCCAAUACGGCGAGGUCGUGGAGAUCAUCAUCAACAACCACCACGGCAACCUGCACCCCUGGCAUAUGCACGGCCAUCAGUUCCAGGUUCUGCAGCGCACGAUCCCCGAGGGCGGCUACUUCGAUGGCUACUUUGCAAAUAUCUCUUCGACCCCGGUGAAACGGGAUACCAUCAUGGUGCAGAACCAUGGGCACGCGGUGCUUCGCUUCCGCGCCAAUAACCCAGGAGUUUGGCUCAUCCACUGCCAUAUCGAAUGGCACGUCACCAAGGGGCUGACCGGCACUCUCAUCGAAGCCCCGGCGCAGAUGCAUAAAAUUUCCGUACCGUUGGAUCAUCAGCGAAUCUGUCCCAGCUACGGCACACCACCGGGUGGUACGCCCUCGUCUCCUCCCCACGAUGCUCCCCGUCCUGAUGGGGCAUCAGGCUCACCUCAGUAUCCCCCUAAGCCGUGGGGUGAGCCAGAUGCAUCUGCUCCUGAGCAGGAUGAUUCACAACCUGGCGGUACACCAGAUUCACCUGAGGAUUUUCCCCAGCCGUGGGGUGAGCCAGAGGAAUCUCCUCAGGAGCCUCCUCAACCCUGGAGUCCAUCGAACAACGCCCAGCCACCGGCCAACACCUACGCACCGGAGUAUCCCUCUGGCUACGUUCCUGUUGCGCCUGGCCCCGUGAUUAUCGACUCGGAGUUGCAUUACGGUGGCAAGAGUAGCCAUGUUGAAUGUUCUGGCGUCAAUGCUGGCCAUACACAAGACACGACUACAGGGGGUGACGGCUGCGCAAAUGCCUCGUAG
Molecule: messenger RNA, 1995 nt
Organism: Aspergillus fumigatus Af293
Lineage: Eukaryota; Fungi; Ascomycota; Eurotiomycetes; Eurotiales; Aspergillaceae
Gene: abr1
Product: multicopper oxidase abr1
Exons: 3
Coding region: 1-1995 (664 amino acids)
Biological process (GO): reductive iron assimilation; cellular response to iron ion starvation
Cellular component (GO): high-affinity iron permease complex
Molecular function (GO): copper ion binding; ferroxidase activity
Source: RefSeq, a predicted model, not a curated record